Messenger RNA from Seminavis robusta, 1117 nucleotides. Lineage: Eukaryota; Bacillariophyta; Bacillariophyceae; Naviculales; Naviculaceae. The record is from the annotation of a GenBank genome assembly.
UUCGUGGCUUUCCCAACAAUUCAUUUGCCACCAAACCACAACGAAACCAUCACUCAUAAAAAGAGAUUGACAAAAGAGAGAAAACGAGAAACACAUUUUCCAUUUUGUUGGGACUUGACCAUGACGGAGUCAACCAACGAAACCGCCGCUGUUGGUGCUGUAGAGAAGCAAGACGACAAGACGGAACAAGGCGCCACCAAGACACCCAAGUAUGCAGCAAUUUGGAUCUGUCCCAUCAGCCUUGAAUUGCCUAUGGAUCCUGUUACGGCUAUGGAUGGGCAUAUCUAUGAUCGUGAAUGCAUUGAGGCCCACAUUAAGAAGAAUAGCGGCAAUCUCACGUCUCCCAUGACUCGUGAAAAGAUGCGCCCCAUGCUCAUUCCAGCCCUUCAUCUCCACACCAUUGAAGCUGCCAUCGACAAGGGUGACCUUCCUGAAGAUCUGGUCAAAGUCUGGAAGGAAAAGAAGAAAACGCUACAACAGAAAAAGAUGGAAGCACUCUUGAAGAAAGCCGACGAUGGAGAUGUCAAGGCCAUGUAUCAUGUAGGAAGCAACUAUGAACAAGGAAACGAAGGUUUCAAGCAAGAUUCCAAGUUGGCCUUUCCGUACUUCAAGAAAGCAGCUGAGGCUGGGUAUGUGCUCUCAACAGCAGCAUUGGGUAACUACUAUCUGAACGGCAUAGGUGUGGAGCAGUGCCUUUACUUGGGCAUCUUUUUUCUAACCAUGGCCACAACCCAAGGAUCAGACUGGGCAGCAUACCUCUUGGGAUCGGCAUUUGCAAAAGGUUCCAAUGGGUUGAACGUAGACGAGUCAUUGGCCAUCCUUUUGCUGAAGAAGUCUCUUGGUGUCUGCCGUCUCAAAAAUUUGAAUGAAACUCAGAAGACUGAUGCUCGCGGCCUCCUGAACACGCUCGAAGCCAACAGCACGCCCUAGAUUGACAUCCUCUGAAACCCAUCCUCACCAUAGUCCGCUCUAACCCGUAGUAUCUUCAAGGUUUCCAGUUUGGUGAGUUAUGUUGCCAUAGCCAGCCCAGCUGGAGGAAAGUACCGCAUGCAGUAAUCAGUCCGAUGGUGAUUCCGAUGAUGCUGAAUGGAAAACUAAUAUAACAUUUGCAAACGUU